Naegleria fowleri is the source of this 894-nucleotide messenger RNA. RefSeq lists its product as uncharacterized. The transcript has 2 exons. The coding region runs from base 1 to 894 and encodes 297 amino acids. NCBI's taxonomy places the organism in Eukaryota, Heterolobosea, Eutetramitea, Acrasida, Naegleriidae. Gene Ontology annotation, molecular function: hydrolase activity, hydrolyzing O-glycosyl compounds. The record is from RefSeq and is a predicted model, not a curated record.
AUGGGGUUUAACACAACAGCAUGGUUGUACAACUCGACCAUCACAAAGUUAUACAGAAAAUUCACUCAUGCUCACUAUGAAAUUGUUCCUUAUUUGUACACAAGUGGAAUUGAUGCCUAUCAAAAUCGGGAUAGUUUGAUUACACCACUCUCAUCUUGGACUAUGUUUGAUCCAACAUUCUGGACCUUCAAGCUUGGUAAAGACAUGAUUGUGACACCUGUCUUUGAUUAUUCCAAUUGUACCAAUGUUUUAUUCCCUGAAGGCACUUGGGUGGACUAUUUUGAUCAUAGCGUCACUUUUGCAGGUGUUUACAAUGAAACAUUUGACUACUCGAUGACUUAUGAAGAGUUUCCUGCUUUUUAUAGAGCUGGCAGUAUUUUACCUUUGAAUAUCACCAGUGAUUACGUCAAUGUAUUUGGAAAUUCCAAGUCACAUUCAGGUUAUUUGACUCUUGCGAUUCAUUAUCCAAUCAUGAAUGAAGAACAGAGUCAAAUGAUCUUCUCUCAUGGUAUUGAAGUGAGAUAUUUCAGAAAUUCAAGAGACAACACCAUGUCCAUCACGGUCUCAGCACCUAAUGGAUUUAGAGCUGAUUCAGAAAAAUUCAAAUAUUUAUUGGACAUUCGAGGAUUGUUAGCUUCACAACCUGAAGGAUUUACCGUUUAUCAAAUGUUUGAUUUGGGUGGUGAAGAAAAACUUAUUCCACUUCCUAAAUUUGAAAAUAGAGAAGAAUUUAAUGGAGCAUCAUUAGCAAAAUUUGGUUCAUUCCACCAUGAAAAUGCUGUGAGCUAUUACACUCACACAAAAGCAGAUGGAAGAAUGUUAAGACUCAAACAACAACAUUUGUGGAUUAAGGUCUAUGAUGUUUUGAAGGGUGUGAAAAUUUUGAUCAAAUAG